AAUUUGUAUUUGUUAUGCAUUGAAGUCUCGCGAUAUUUGUGUUUGUGUCUGGUUUGGAGUCUCGCGAGAGUUAGUUGCUGACUGAGAGCUGGAGAGAGGAUGGCGACUUCGGUGAUGUUGGGCGUUGAUGCCAUCAAACUGGAAAAUGGACAGAGCACGGCUGCAAAGCUGGGCCUUCCUCCUCUUACGCUGGAGCAACAGGAGGCGUUGCAGAAGGCUAAGAAGUACGCUAUGGAACAGAGCAUCAAGAGCGUGCUGGUGAAACAAACCAUCGCUCAUCAACACCAACAGCUCACCAACCUCCAGAUGGCAGCAGUGACAAUGAGCUUUGGAGACCCUCUAUCACCUUUACAAUCGGUCAAUAGAAAUAUUCACUUCUUCUGGGGCACUGC
Bombina bombina (fire-bellied toad) is the source of this 392-nucleotide messenger RNA. RefSeq names its product poly(U)-binding-splicing factor PUF60-like. NCBI's taxonomy places the organism in Eukaryota, Metazoa, Chordata, Amphibia, Anura, Bombinatoridae. Gene Ontology annotation, biological process: alternative mRNA splicing, via spliceosome; mRNA splice site recognition; regulation of alternative mRNA splicing, via spliceosome. The transcript is spliced from 4 exons. Gene Ontology annotation, cellular component: catalytic step 2 spliceosome; precatalytic spliceosome. Gene Ontology annotation, molecular function: RNA binding. The annotation marks the transcript as partial. The record is from RefSeq and is a predicted model, not a curated record.